AUGGAUUUACCUGAGGAGGAGGGAGAUGAAGAUGUCACUGCCGGUGCAUCUUUUACUCUUCAUGGCAAUUUCAAAAUAUUUGCUCGUGCAAUUUUGGCAUUGAAUCGUGUUGGCAAUGAACUAUACAUGGAACCAAGCGAUUUCGGUCUUGUUUUACGAUCAUUAAGCUGUUCGAAAUCAGCCUUUGGUAGUUUUAUGUUUUCCAAAUCAUUCUUUAGUGAAUGUGAUGUGUUGAGACUUGAUUCGAACGCUUACAAUGUCUGCCGAAUUCCGAUGAAGUGUGCGUUAUCAGCCUUCAAGUGUGUAAAAAAUUCUGAAAAAGCAGUUCUUUCCUGUCAGCUUUAUCUCAAUCCUCGUGCUGAUACCAUGCUUAUUCAACUCACGCAUACAUAUGAUGUUAUGAGGAAUCAUAAAAUACCGUUCUUCGAGUGCACUACCAUGUUUCGAACUGUUGUUGACAAAGCAAAUUUGAAUAACUGUUUUGUGAUACAAGCAAGAUUCUUGCUCGAUAUGUUCAAUCGGAUGCAUCACAGCACAGAUGAAAUUUCAAUUGAUGCUAAAAUUGAAGAAAUAUCAUUCAGGAAUUAUAUUACACACGAACAAGAUAGAGAUAUGGUUAUGAAAACCGAAGGAAAAAUUCCAAUUUCUGAAUUUCAAAAGUAUAGUAUCCAACGACCGGCCGAAAUCACUGUGAAUUUAAAGGAACUGAAAGCUAUCGUGAACUUUGCUGAUGUUCAUCAGUCACCUGUCAGUAUUUAUUUUGACCAGCCAGGAACACCGAUAGUAAUAGCUUUGGAAGAUGAUGUCAACUACACAGCUGAAGUAAUACUUGCAACAGCUGUGGAUGAUGUCGCAGGUUAUAACGUAAAUUCCGAAAUUCCUGUCGAAAUCGUUCAUGUCCCAGCUCGCGAAGGACAGCUUAAGCGGAAGCGAAGUCAGUCUUUGUUAAAUGCUCAUCUUUCGGAAAAUUUGGUAGCAGAUUGUACGGUAGCAAGAAAAACAUCAAGUACCAAAAGUAAUGAUGCUAAUGAACCGUUCAAUGGAUUAGAGAACAUGGAUUUUGUUAUUGGUCCUCCAUGCGCAGCGUCUUCUCCCGUCAGAAAAAGAGGAGAUGGUACAAUGGAAGAGAAUCUAAAACUGCAAGAUGAUGUAAUGAACACUGGGAAUAUUGUGAGAGAAACUUCAAGAACGAAUGCCGGUGUUGAUGGUGUUGGAAGAUCUGGAUCAGAAAGUCCACCUUCCCAAGGUCCAGCUCUAUUUCGUUAUUUAUUUUCACUUGAUGAUCCAACGUUUGAUUCAGCAGAAUUUUUCCGCGAUGCAGAAGUUUUGGCAUCAGAUUCAGGUUCGGAAACUUCAAAUCCACGUCCUGAGCAAUAUAUUUUUGAUUCUGACUCAGAACGCAACACUUAA
Molecule: messenger RNA, 1410 nt
Organism: Cercopithifilaria johnstoni
Lineage: Eukaryota; Metazoa; Nematoda; Chromadorea; Rhabditida; Onchocercidae
Source: the annotation of a GenBank genome assembly